UAAGAUUGUCAAAAAGGUAUCCAUCAAAUGUCAAAUACUUACAUUUUAUAAAAUCUAAACAAAAAACGAAAAUGGCAGCGAAGCUGCCUCUUGGAAUAGUAACCCAUUCUCAAAAAGUGUGUAGUCUUUAUAAAAGGGCUUUACGUAAUUUAGAGUCGAUUUAUGAUGCACGCCAUGUAUACCGUUACCAAGCUGUGCUUAUGAGGGAACGUUUUGACAAGAAUGCUAAAAUCCCAGAUUUCCGUAAGGCUGUGAAACUUUUAGAAGAGGGUGAACAAGAGUUGUUCCUUAACCAACAUCCCUUACCCAAGAAAUUCCCGACUAGUCCUGGUGGUGUUGCCCACGAGAGAGUCGUGACCCCUCCUGAUUGGGUUCUCGACUAUUGGCAUCCGCUGGAAAAAGCUCAUUACCCUGAAUAUUUCAAGAAACGAGAGCUCCGAAAGAAAGAAUUUAUUGCAAUGUGGGAGAAAGAGUACGGCAAGCCUGACCCUAAAGAUCAGAACCAUCAUUAAUCAUUGUGAAUAGAUAUUUAGUAAAGUUACAGUAAUUUAA
Danaus plexippus (monarch butterfly) is the source of this 552-nucleotide messenger RNA. RefSeq names its product NADH dehydrogenase [ubiquinone] 1 beta subcomplex subunit 9 (gene ND-B22). The transcript has 3 exons. The record is from RefSeq and is a predicted model, not a curated record. Bases 72 to 512 code for a protein of 146 amino acids. Lineage: Eukaryota; Metazoa; Arthropoda; Insecta; Lepidoptera; Nymphalidae. Gene Ontology annotation, biological process: mitochondrial electron transport, NADH to ubiquinone.